AUGGCUUCCCAGACUAUGAAGGCCGUCAACUAUGUUGGCCCUCACAAGGUCAAGGUGGAGGAAGUCAGCAAGCCUAAGAUUGAACAUCCUGACGACAUCAUCGUCAAAGUUACCACCUCUGCCAUCUGCGGCUCUGAUCUACACAUGUACGAAGGCCGAACAGCGGCUGAGCCCGGCAUCACAUUCGGUCAUGAGAACAUGGGUAUCGUAGAGGAGCUAGGCGAAGGUGUUACGCUCCUGCAAAAAGGCGACCGUGUAGUCAUGCCCUUCAAUGUCGCUGAUGGGCGAUGCCGCAACUGCGAGGAGGGCAAGACCGCUUUCUGUACCGGUGUUAACCCUGGCUUCGCUGGAGGAGCAUAUGGCCAAGCACAAUACAUUCGGAUUCCCUACGCCGACUUCAAUGCCCUGAAGCUCCCACCAGGAAAGGAGCACGAGGCCGACUUCAUCCUUCUUGCUGACAUCUUCCCCACUGGCUGGCACGGCGUGGAAAUCUCUGGCUUCCAGCCGGGCGAGUCCAUCGCUGUUUUCGGCGCAGGCCCCGUUGGUCUCAUGGCUGCCUACUCCGCCGUUCUGCGCGGUGCCAGCAACGUCUUCGUUGUCGACCGUGUCCCUGAGCGUCUGGCUGCUGCUGCGAAGAUCAACGCCAUCCCCAUUGACUUCAGCAAGGGCGAUGCCGUGGAGCAGAUCAUCAAGGCCAAUGGCGGUGAGGUCGACCGCUCUGUUGAUGCCGUCGGCUACCAGGCUGUUGGCAGCGGAGGCAACAAGGAGGAGCCCAACAUUGUGCUUGAGAACAUGAUCAAGGUCACCCGGGCCUGUGGUGGUUUGGGUAUCCCAGGCCUCUACGUCCCAAGCGACCCCGGUGCCCCAGACUCCGCUGCUGCCAAGGGCAUGAUUAGCCUUAGCUUCGGCAAGCUCUUCGAGAAGGGUCUUUCUCUUGCAACUGGACAGUGCAAUGUCAAGUCUUACAACCGAUACUUGAGAGACUUGAUCAUUGCGGGUAGGGCAAAGCCUAGCUUUGUUGUAUCACACGAGAUUGGCAUCGAGGAUGCCGAGGUCGCCUACGAGAAAUUCGACAAGAGAAUCGACGGCUACACCAAGGUUCUCAUUCAUCCCAACGGUGGAUUCUAA
Molecule: messenger RNA, 1128 nt
Organism: Clonostachys solani
Lineage: Eukaryota; Fungi; Ascomycota; Sordariomycetes; Hypocreales; Bionectriaceae
Source: the annotation of a GenBank genome assembly